AUAGCAUCAAAUUUUUGAAAAGGCCUCUUCUUUCUUCCUUUCUUUAUCUAUCGCCCUAAACUCAGCAAACCAAUCUCACGGUGACUUUUUUACUGCGAAUCAUUCCGUAGACCCUUCAAUAGUUCGUUCAACUUUUUCCACGCCCACAUCUGUGGUUUCCGAGACGUCCAGAACAAUUUCCCUUGAUAAAGUACCCCACUACCCGAUCUGAACGAUACGGUACCUCUAAGGUUAUCUUAUCAACAUCACGAGCACGAAAAAACCCCUACCUUUAUUGGUUCAAGACAGAACCCUAUCGACAUGGCGGCUUUACCAAAACGGAUCAUUAAGGAGACGGAGAGAUUGAUGCAAGAGCCUGUUCCAGGUAUCAACGCAGUUCCCCAUGAGGACAACUUAAGAUAUUUUGACGUCUCGAUACACGGCCCAUCCUCUUCUCCAUAUGAAGGCGGUAUUUUCAAGCUGGAGUUGUUUUUACCAGAUGACUAUCCGAUGACUCCUCCAAAGAUUAGAUUCCUUACAAAGAUCUACCACCCAAAUAUUGAUAAGCUCGGCAGAAUUUGUUUAGACGUUCUCAAAGGUAACUGGUCUCCUGCACUCCAGAUCCGAACAAUCCUCCUCUCGAUCCAAGCUCUUCUCGGGGCUCCCAACCCGGACGAUCCAUUAGCUCCAGAAGUAGCAAAGAGAUGGAAAGAGGACGAGCCGGCCGCAAUUGCGACUGCUAGAGAAUGGACAAAGACUCAUGCUAUGGCUUAGAUCUGAUCUAGUCUCAUAGUAGUGAAUAUUCAUACACGAAUUAUGGUUUAAAUGAAAGGAUGCGAGAGGUUUUCAGUAUGGAAAGGCACUAUUGCUGUGCGAGAUGGCGUGGAUACAGCGCUGAAACGAUUAAGCGGUUUUUGGUAGAAAAAAAUAUCUCAAGACAUUGCGCAAGCCCUUUUUGUGAUUCUAUUAGCAUAGUUGAGCCAAUUUCAAUCAAUGAGGUUUUGCCUUUUUUUCGUUACUAAG
This is a messenger RNA of Botrytis sinoallii, 1002 nucleotides long. RefSeq lists its product as uncharacterized. The transcript is spliced from 5 exons. The record is from RefSeq and is a predicted model, not a curated record. Bases 301 to 753 code for a protein of 150 amino acids. Gene Ontology annotation, cellular component: nucleus. NCBI's taxonomy places the organism in Eukaryota, Fungi, Ascomycota, Leotiomycetes, Helotiales, Sclerotiniaceae. Gene Ontology annotation, biological process: DNA damage tolerance; protein K63-linked ubiquitination. Gene Ontology annotation, molecular function: ubiquitin conjugating enzyme activity.